Lagenorhynchus albirostris (white-beaked dolphin) is the source of this 819-nucleotide messenger RNA. RefSeq names its product chromosome 14 C22orf31 homolog (gene C14H22orf31). NCBI's taxonomy places the organism in Eukaryota, Metazoa, Chordata, Mammalia, Artiodactyla, Delphinidae. The record is from RefSeq and is a predicted model, not a curated record.
AUGGCAGCAGCACCCAAACUCAUGCAGAAGACUCAUCCAAUCUCUGUGAGAUGAGAUCCCAGCAACCCCACCUAUGGACUCUGACAGUCUAUCUUGAACACCAGGCUUCAGGACUGCUAUGUGGACUCGCCAGCUCUCACCAACAUCUGGACAACCAGAAAGUGUGCAAAGCAGAACAUCAAUGCUCCUGUACCAGGUACCACCUCUUCUUGGGAAGUUGUAAAGAACCCAUUAAUUGCCAGUUCCUUCUCCCUGGUUAGACUUUUGCUCAGGCGACAACUGAAGGAGAAAUGCUGCCCAGUACCACGCAAGUUUGGAGAUGCGAAACCCUCAAAGAGAUUAAAGCCCAAGGACGAUUCAGCAACGAAAGCCGCCCAUAAAGAAAGUUCAAAGGAGAAAAAAGGAACACUCUGCCAAGAUCUUGAGAGCAGAUAUGCUGAACAUGUGGCUGCCUCCCAAGUGCUACCCCGGGACAUUGGGACAGUGUCCUGGAAGGGCCGACUCACCUCACUUCCGGAAACCAGGAAGAGACAGCAGCUGUCGGAGGAUGCAUUAACCACCCAUGGCCUCUGCACAGAGGGCCACUGGGCUCUGCACCACACGGUGGUGGAGCCAAUGCUGUGGAACCCUUCAGGGACCCCCGAGAGGUACACUUAGGAGCUGGGCAAGGCCAUCAAAACAAAGCCCUGUGAGGCUCUUUGCAGCCAGGCUGCCACCCCUGAAGGUGCUCAGAAGGACCCACUGCCAGGCAGGAAGAGGCCAGAGGUCCACGAGGAGCAUGCUCCCAAGAAAUGGCCCAAGUCAAAGAGCGAGAAAUAG